Messenger RNA from Antrostomus carolinensis (chuck-will's-widow), 2345 nucleotides. Its product is annotated as FERM and PDZ domain-containing protein 1-like. The transcript has a single exon. Gene Ontology annotation, cellular component: cell cortex; plasma membrane. Lineage: Eukaryota; Metazoa; Chordata; Aves; Caprimulgiformes; Caprimulgidae. The annotation marks the transcript as partial. The record is from RefSeq and is a predicted model, not a curated record.
GCUACAAUAUGAUGUCACAGGAGGAUACAGACAACUCCUCCUGCAUCCUAAAGAAACCAAGGUGUUACAGCUUUGGGGAGAACAUGAUGACAAGGCAGACAGCAAGGGAGAAACACAGAAAGGAGAAGGAGCCGACGUAUGUCAAGAGUCUGAGGAAGAGGAGAUCUUUCCUGAAAACCGAUUACACCUCACAGGUCACUUUCCCCUUGGCUUUGCCGGGCUCUCUGCAGAGCUGCUGCUCUUGGCCACCCCCCCCACCACUCCUUGCUCAGCCCCCUGUUCCACCCUCCUCAAAGAACAUCAAGAAGGAUGCAGAGCUGGGACUUCCUGCUGCCACCCAGGCCCAGAGAGACGCUGCUAGCACAAACCCAUCCUCUGACCUGAUGGAGAUGGAGCCUGACACCAUGGAAACAAAAUCAGUGACUGACUCGGUGGUUUCUUCCAUUUCAGCUGUUCGCCUGCAGGGUGACCAGCACAAGGAGGAGAGUGCAGGCACUGCCAUACAUGUGGAUGGUGGCCUCCAAUCUGCACAUGCUGUACAUCCAUCUUUCCUGUUCCUGGACGAAGCUGUGCCUCUUCCUGGAGGACACAGCACAGCUGUCCAGGGAAGUUCCCCCAUGAAUGCAAAUACUGAGUGGGCAAGUGAGGAGAGCUGUGUGGCCACCGGAGGCUGGCUGGCCCAAGAGACACCAGAGGAGGUGGGUGAGGUGAUGACAGCCCAGCAUAAGGCUGGCGAUGUAAUCUCAUUCCUGGGCCAAGAGGUGACCUGCCCUGCUAAUGAACACACAGUGCCACCAUCAGCUUAUGGCCCCAGUGUGGCCCCUGACCAGGAGGUGGCCCAGGACCAGGAACUGCUGACCACUGCUGGGAGGCAAGCAGCGUGUGAGGAGCUCCCAGUCCUGGCUGCCUGUGAAGACAGACAAGCUAAUUGUGAAAGCUGUGCUGAAAAUAGCAGUGACAGCGCCUUGCCACAGGCAAAAAGCAGACAAGUGGUAAACAAAGAGGCUUUAUGGAAAGUGCACAAUAAAAAUCACGUGGGUUUUCCAGAUGCAACCCAGCUCUUAACAGAUUGCAGCAGCACUUCAGGGGUUAUAACUCGCCUCUCCUGGCUCUCAUUUGGGGUGAGGACAGACCUCACGUCACCCAGCCCAUCUCAGGAAAGGGUAGAGAGCUCACUAGAGCUUUUGGCCUCUCAAAAGACCAGUGGGUGCCUGGGGGCUGGUGCUGUCAGAAGGGAGAUGCAGACAUCCCCAGCUGGACCACCCUUUGAGAAAGAGUUGGUAAGCAGCCAGGGCCUGGAGGAAGGAGAGCCCAGAAAAGAUGCAGGAAACGUGGCUCACCAACAGCCAUGGCCUGUUCAGACUCCUCUUCCCACAGAAGGGGCUGCCGAGGUGGGGACAGACUCUCCUCUGACUCCAUCUCUAGGGCUUUCCAUCUCCUCAGGCCCAAUUUCCCUGGGUUCGUUGGGAGAAAGAGACCAUGGGGCUUCAAAACACUCCUUCCUCUGCUUUAACCACAAGAAGGAUGUGCAGACCUGUUUUGACCCCAUCAUGACCAGGUCCUUGGGUUUUUCCACAGUGAAGAUGACAUCUCCACCACCCCAGCUUGGGAUGGACAAGUGCAGCUGUCAGCUGUCCUAUAUCAGCUGCUUCCCCAGGCCUGAUGACAAGGGGGAGCAUGAAAACACCACGGCGACGUGCAGCACCUUUCUGGGGCCCCUCACCACCCCACCAUCCAGCAGCCACAGUCUUCCUGGGACCCCUGUGGGCAGUUACCCAGUCUCCAUUGCUAGGGACGAGGCAUGGUGGGACCCUCAUGUCCAAGCCCUCAGACAGCUGAAGGAUCAAGCACGGAUGAGCCCUGCUGAUUUCUCCUGCUUCCUAGCCUACACUGCAGAGCUUCAGGAGGUUGUUGGGAAGCUCUCCAGGAACCAAGCAACGCAUCUGCAAGAUGAAUGUGCAGAGCAGGGUGCUGAGAGCAAGGAUGCCCUUGGCUUGGCCUCCCAGGACUUGCUGUCCAGUUGCCAGGAGCUCCUGAAAACAGAGCAGCCCCUCAAAGAGCUGCAGGGUGCACUGCGGGUGACAUUUGACCACCUGGUUCAGCUGGCAGUGACCUGCUUCCAGGUGACAUGCUGCCAGCGGUGCAGACAGAGGCAGGAGCAGCUUGGGGCCGCACUCGUGGACGUGGUGGGCACCUACCACCAACUUGUGCAGGCUGUUCACCAGCAGCUUCACAGGCAAGGCUGCCUGGAUCUGGGUGCCAAGCUCCUUGCCCGCCAGCACACAGCCCUUGCAGCUGCCAUGUUUUGUCUCCUGCAGCAGCUCAGGGUACCCCCAUUGCUGUGA